Messenger RNA from Cyprinodon variegatus (sheepshead minnow), 5233 nucleotides. RefSeq names its product protocadherin gamma-C5-like. The transcript is spliced from 5 exons. Gene Ontology annotation, molecular function: calcium ion binding. Gene Ontology annotation, cellular component: plasma membrane. Bases 340 to 3297 code for a protein of 985 amino acids. Lineage: Eukaryota; Metazoa; Chordata; Actinopteri; Cyprinodontiformes; Cyprinodontidae. The record is from RefSeq and is a predicted model, not a curated record. Gene Ontology annotation, biological process: homophilic cell-cell adhesion.
UCAAAGUUUAGUGUGGGUGUGGGAAGGGUGACAGCAUUGCUCCAGCUUUGUCCUCCAAUGAAAGGGCAGCCCUCUGUGGUCUCUCCCCGCCCAUGGAGAGAGUGAGACAGAGGAGUCAGAGCAAAGAGUUUUAGUGGAGCCUGGAACAACUUUGAUUUUUUUCCCCCGUGUUUUUUUCUUUAACCUCGAUCGCCAUGUCUACAUCAGAACUUCCAAUCGCUUUGCUUUUAGAGUGGAAAUGUUUACAUCGAGCCGUGUAGACUCGCCUGAACAAUACUACUAUGGAUACGUGACGGUGAGCGAAGUUGGAAACUUUCUCGAUCCUCGGAGCGCAGCACAAUGGACUCCAGGCAGAGGAAGCGCUCCGGAGGAGGGACGCUGUGGAGGAUUUACCUCUAUCUGGCCUGUAUCUACUCUGCCUCCGCUGAGCUCAGAUAUUCUGUUUUGGAGGAACAAGAUCCGGGGUCUGUGGUUGGAAACAUCGCGAAUGAUCUGAGCCUUAAUGUUCAGGAUAUCGUCAGUAGGAGGCUACGGGUGGUCUCUGAGUCACCGGUGGAGUAUUUUGAAGUGAAACAAGCAACUGGUGAAUUAAUUAUUAAACAAAGAAUUGACAGAGAGCAACUGUGUGAACUGAGUUCAUCUUGCUCACAAAAAAUCCAAAUUAUCCUGGAGCAUCCACUGGAUAUUCACCGAGUUGUUGUGGAAAUCCGGGAUGUGAACGAUAACGCGCCGCAGUUUUCAACCAGCAAUAUUUCUCUGGAGGUGUCAGAGGCGGCGGCGCAGGGCACACGGUUCCGUUUGGAGAGUGCGCACGAUCCAGACGUGGAUACUAACUCCUUACGAUCUUACCGUUUGGCUGCAAAUGACUUCUUUACACUGAAUGUGGAGACUAAGAGUGAUGGCAGCAAGUUUCCAGAACUGGUCGUGAAUAAAGCUCUGGACAGGGAGACACAGGCCUCUUUUCGCCUGUUACUCACUGCUGUGGAUGGGGGUCAGCCGCAGAAAUCUGGCUCAACACUUCUGCUCAUUAAAAUUCUGGAUGUAAAUGACAAUGCGCCCGUCUUUAGUGAGCCAGUGACAAAGGUGACGUUGUUGGAAAAUGUCGCACAGGGCACUUUAGUUACAAAAUUAAACGCAACUGACGUUGAUUCUGGCAGUAAUGGUGAAAUAUCAUUCCUGUUUAGUAAAUACACACCAGAGCGUGUUCUCCAGCUCUUCAGCAUAGACUCCAAAAGCGGGGAGAUCAGUGUGAAGGGGGAUGUGGACUAUGAGAAGGCCACAUCUUAUCACAUUACAGUGCAGGCCAGAGAUGGGGGAGACCCUGCCAUGGAGGGCUCCUGUAACCUCAUAGUGGACAUCAUUGAUGUGAAUGACAAUGCCCCGCAGGUGACACUGAUGUCUGCAACCAGCUCCAUCAGUGAAGAUUCACCUAAAGAAAAAAUGAUUGCUCUCAUAACUGCUCGAGACCUGGAUUCUGGAGAUAAUGGGAAGGUUACAUUAACCAUCCCAGCAGGUCUGCCUUUUAAACUUAAUUCAGCCUUUGAUGGUCAUUAUAGUCUGAUAACUGCUGGCAGCCUUGACAGGGAGACUGUCCCAGAGUACACAGUGGUUAUUAAGGCAACUGACGCUGGCUCCCCACCCCUCACAUCCCAACAAACCUUUGUCGUAACGCUCCUGGAUGUAAACGACAAUGCCCCCUCCUUCUCCCAGCCUUCAUACUCUGUGGACAUCCCUGAAAACAACCUCCCAAGUUCUCCUAUAGCUGUUGUUUCUGCCACCGAUGCUGACCUGGGUGAGAAUGCUCAUAUCUCCUAUUCCAUUCUUCCUAGUAUGAUCCAGGACUCUCCCAUCUCAUCUUAUGUGUACAUCAACCCAGAGACUGGCCACAUCUACAGCAUGCGCUCCCUGGACCAUGAGAAGGUUAAUGCUUUCCGCAUUCAGGUGCAGGCCAGGGAUGCAGGGGAGCCCCAACGGGCAACAAAUGUCACUGUACAUGUGUUUGUUGUAGAUGUGAAUGACAAUGCACCAAUGAUUGUUCAUCCCUCCUACCCUAAGGACAAAAGACUCCAGCUCAGUGUGCCCCCAUCUGUUAGCACAGGCCAUGUCAUAAAUAAACUGGUUGCAGUGGAUGCAGACAGUGGGCACAAUGCAUGGUUGUUUUACUCUAUUGCACCAGGACCAAACGCUGGCAUGUUCCGUAUUGGGGUCCACACUGGAGAGCUCCGAACGGCCCGCAAGUGGGCCGAAGAAGAUGAGGGUUCUACUUAUGACAUAACAGUCAUCAUCCAGGAUAAUGGGGAUCCACCAAAAUCUACUUCUGUGAAUAUCACCGUAACCGUGGAUGAGAAGGCCAAAGCUGUUGAUGUCCCUUCACACCCCCGACACAACCACUUCUACCACCACACUGGGAUGUCUAACAUCACUUUAUAUCUCAUCAUCUCUCUCGCAUGUGUGUCAGGUGUGGCUUUCAUCACUUUUCUGGUUCUCAUGGUGCGCUGCCUUAGGCACCGUGGUCCAGGGCUGGGAGACUCUGAAUGCUGCUGCUAUGGCCGCAGCAGGUCCAGCCGCUACCAUCAGAGGCCCAGUAAAGACCUACACCUGCAGCUCAACAGUGAUGGGCCCAUACGAUACAUGGAGGUGGUGGGAGGCCCCCAGGAUCCUCACACACGCACCUAUCGGCCCUGCUACUCCACCAUAUCUAGCCGAAGUGACUUUGUAUUUAUGAAGACACCCAUGCUGAGUCAUAACAACACGCUCAACAUGACACUCAGUCGGAAGAACCUAAUGAACUCAGCCAUUGAGCAAAAGCCACCCAACAAUGACUGGCGUUUCACACAAGGACAGAGACCUGGACCAAGCGGUCCCCACAUGCCAUACGGUACACACAUACGAUGGACGCCGAAGAAUGGGACAAGGGCAACUGGAGGACCUGAGGUAGCCAUGGGAACUGGCCCCUGGCCGCAGCCCCCCACCGAAGCUGAGCAGCUCCAGGCACUUAUGGCAGCAGCUAACGAAGUCAGCGAAGCGACGGCCACCCUCGGGCCCGGCACCAUGGGCUUGAGCACCCGCUACAGCCCCCAGUUCACCCUGCAGCACGUGCCCGACUACCGCCAGAACGUCUACAUCCCCGGCAGCACGGCCACCCUCACCUCCAAUCCCCAGCAGCAGCAGGCCACGGCCCAGCAGGCCACACAGCAGGCUCUGCCUCCGCCUCAGGCCUCGGCACAGGCCGAGCCUCCAAAGGCUGCCCAGACCCCGGCCUCCAAGAAGAAGUCCACCAAGAAGGAGAAGAAGUAGACAUAGGUGGAGAGGAAGUUGAGGCAUGAUGAAGUGAUGAGAAAUCCAUCCCCCCAUACCCCACCAUUGCAUAUCUGCUGUCACAUGGAUGCAGCUGGUGGUUCUUAAAAGGUUUUCCUCUGAGAAUCCAAAUAUGCUGGAGGUUUUAGUGUUACUAACCCUUGUUUUGCCUAAAGGUCUAGUAUUGUUCAUGUAAUCUUUGUGGGUAGAUAUUUUUUGGUUGGGUAUGGGGGGUUGCUGUUAUCUUUCCCCUUCUUAUUUUCUUUAAAUGAAAAAAAAUUUAAUGGACAAAGAGAUUCAGUGUAAGAACCUUGCUGGAGUGACAAGGCUACACACAGCGAUGUAUUCAGAGAUGAAAAGUUAAUGUCUUUCAUGUUGGAUUUAUUGUGAACUUUCCAGAAAGUGGAAAGUCGUCUAUUGUAGAGUUCGCUUGUUGCCAUUCAUUAUAAUCCUGUGUAGGGUCAGCCGCAAAGCAUAAGGCUGGUAUUACAGACUCUUCUGCAUGCUCAUUAAUGCAAACUAUGCAUUGCAAAAGCAAAAUGGAAGACAUUCGGAAUCCUUUUUGUUCCUCCUUUCAAUCGCAGGUCAUUGUAAUGCACAUGUAGUGAUUACUUGACAAAAAAUAAGAAUAACUUUUGUAAUCAUAGUUUUAAGGAAAAAAAAGAUAAGAAUUUAACCUUCUGAUAUUUUGUAUGACCUGAGCAUGCACCCACAGUUAAGGAGAGGACCUAUCAGAGGACUGUACUCUGAGGUCAUCGUGGCUUCCUGUAUCACACUGCAGGAUGGGUACAGAGAUAUCCUGCUGUCCCCCUCACAUCCGGUUAGUGUCUUUCCUCACCCCCAAUUUGAGCCAAACUAAAAGAAAUGCACUGGUUGUUUGCUGAGAAAGAGAUAGUGUUGGGGUUUUAAUCACUUCAAUCUUUAGGGAAAAGUGUAGAUGUGGUAAACUUAAGUGCUUAGGAGUUUCUAGACACUUUGUAAGCCUAUAGGGCCUUGAUGGAGUUUUCCCUUCACUUUCUUGAGGUGCUGAAGAAAUUUAUUGAUGUGUUUUCUUUAUCGUUUUUCUUUGGGAGAUGUUGAUUAAAUUGCAUAAAUGGGUUUGUUUAAGAUAUGAAGUCUUUACUUUGCCGUCCAUCUGUUUGUCCAGUUAAUACUGCAUGAAAAAGAGGGCCACUCACAGGCUGGGUAAGAGGGGGGCAGAAGGGGAUUAGUGAGAGCUAGAACGAUUAAGGUGACUACCGAGUGGGUGAGGAUACAACCUUUGGCUCUACCCACUGAAUGUAAAGAAGAACCAAUGCUGCCCUGCCCACCCUUUUUAACUCCCUCCAAAGUGUUGACCCAGAUAGAGGUCAACAGACCCAAGCACAGUCAAAGCAGUGGGUGAGGAGAAGACCUUUGGCACAUCUUCUCCAUGUUUGAAAUUAAUUGCAAGCAUGAUCUUCUCCACAUCUCACCUGUCAGCACUAACCCCCCCUCCUCGACAUUCUGUGAGGCUCCUCCCCCACUGUAAAUAAACACGAGUCCGGUCGAUGGUAUGAGCCAAGUUUUUGAACAGAAGGGACCACGUCCAACGGUUCCCUCUUGACAAGGCAUGGCUUACUACUGGAAUGUGUUUGCUUUUUUGUUUUUCAAGAAAAUGAAAAACCGCAGCUUAAAAAAAAACACAAAAAGAACAACAACUCUAUUUACAAUAGACAAAAAAAUUUGACCUGUUCUUCAACAGUUUGUGUUGCAAUGUAGUAACUGAGCACCAUGGAAGCCAACUAACUCUUCAGUGUAAAUAAAUGACUUAAAGAUAACUUUAGAUGAGUAAAAACAAAGUGACACACGUAGACUAGUUAACUUGUGGUAUGUGUUGCGCAUAUUUUUGUGUUUAUUUUUCUCUUUACUACCUUUUAUCACCCUGUAAAGAAAUAAAACAAAAAAGAAAAAAAAA